Trichosurus vulpecula (common brushtail) is the source of this 1521-nucleotide messenger RNA. RefSeq names its product HtrA serine peptidase 4 (gene HTRA4). NCBI's taxonomy places the organism in Eukaryota, Metazoa, Chordata, Mammalia, Diprotodontia, Phalangeridae. The coding region runs from base 1 to 1455 and encodes 484 amino acids. Gene Ontology annotation, molecular function: serine-type endopeptidase activity; protein binding. The transcript has 9 exons. The record is from RefSeq and is a predicted model, not a curated record. Gene Ontology annotation, cellular component: extracellular region. Gene Ontology annotation, biological process: programmed cell death; positive regulation of apoptotic process; proteolysis.
AUGGCUGUGGCGCUGCGUACUGGGGAGGCCCGUCUACUCCCGUUAUUGCUGCUGUUGCUGUCCACGGUAGCGAUGCCCUGGAUCCAAGCCGGACCUCUCUGGGCACCGACGCCCUGCCCAUCCACCUGCGAACCGACCCGCUGUCCCCCAUUUCCAGUCUGCCCCAUGGGGGCGUCACCACAGCUUGACCGUUGUAACUGCUGCCUGGUAUGCGCUGCUGGGGAAGGAGAAAUGUGCGGGGGCCCUUGGAGCCGGCCCUGCGCCCUAGGGCUGCGGUGCCGCAUGACCCGAACCUCUAAGAGCAGGACCUCCAAGACCCGGGGCCAUCUCGGUACCUGCGUCUGCCGGGCUUCGGAGGUAUCAGUCUGUGGCAACGACGGUCGUUCCUACCGGAGUCUCUGCGCGCUCCGAGCAGAGAACCGAGUCGCCCGCCUCCGAGGCGGUCUGCCAGCCGUGCCGGUGGAGAAGGGAAACUGUGGCAACUCAGGGACCAGAAGCCCAGGCAAUCUCAGGGACAAAUAUAACUUCAUCGUUGAGGUGGUGGAGAAGGUGGCGCCAUCUGUGGUACACUUGGAGCUGUUCCGCAGGUCACCUUUAAGCAGUGAAUAUACCCAUGCAUCCAGUGGCUCAGGGUUCAUAGUGUCUGAGGAUGGACUCAUUGUUACCAAUGCUCAUGUCCUCACUAACCGCCAGCGGAUCAAUGUGGAACUCCAGAGUGGGGCCAAAUAUGAAGCAACGGUGAAAGAUGUUGACCAAAAAACUGACCUUGCACUCAUCAAGAUUGAGCCAGAGACUGACCUUCCUGUUUUGUUCCUGGGACGAUCAUCCAACUUGCAAGCAGGAGAGUUUGUGGUGGCUCUGGGCAGCCCCUUCUCCCUUCAGAAUACAGUGACUGCAGGAAUCGUCAGCACCACUCAACGAGGAGGCAAGGAAUUGGGUCUAAAGGAUUCUGACAUGGACUACAUCCAGACUGAUGCCAUCAUUAAUCACGGGAAUUCUGGGGGGCCUCUGCUGAACUUGGAUGGCGAAGUCAUUGGCAUAAACACCCUGAAGGUGACAGCAGGAAUUUCCUUUGCUAUUCCCUCAGAUCGAAUUAGACAAUUCUUGGAAGAAUUUCAUCAGCGCCAGUUAAAAGGAAAAGUUCUUUCCCAGAAGAAAUAUUUAGGCCUCCGGAUGUUGCCUCUUUCUAUGAGCCUUCUCCAAGAAAUGAAGAAUCAGGAUCCAGAUUUCCCUGAUGUGAAUUCUGGGGUCUUCGUAUAUGAAGUGAUUCAAGGAACUCCUGCUGCAAGCGCUGGGAUGCGAAACCACGAUGUGAUUACCAGCAUAAACGGACAACCUGUCACUUCCAUCACAGAUGUCAUUGAAGCUGUGAAAGAGAGUGACUCCAUUUCCUUAGUGGUUCGUCGGAGAAAUGAGGAUGUGGUCCUGACGAUCAUCCCUGAAAUAAUUAAUUAAACAGAGCUCCCAUUUAGAGACAAAUUUAUCUAGCAAAACUGAAUUUAUAUUAUGUGGUGCAUAUUG